GUAAAUAUGUUAGAUAAAUUGAGUAAAAAAAUGCUUCACACAUACAUUAGGCUCUUGUAAUUGUUCAUUGCUUAUAUAUAAUAAUCUUUACGGGAAAAAUUCAAAAGGAGUAGCACUUUGUCUAGUUGACUUCAUCCUUAUUCACCCAUUCUCUGCUAUAACAUUAGUUACAGAGAUACUUGAAUCGAUUUGCAUACCUUCCACCUUUCGUUGUAGUGAAAGUGUCUUCGGUUAAAUCUUAACCUUCAGGUCUUUUUUCUGCUCCGUCACAAUUUUUAUUGUCCACAAACAUAGACUCGUUUAAUAUUUGCAUAUUCCAAGCAUGUCUGUUCGUACAAAACCUUUGCAGCCAUUGAACAGUGGUCAGAUGAAUGCUAGAAACGCUAGCAACGUCACCCCCAUCAAGUUGAAGAAAUCCACCAAAGAUUUCUACGAACAUCAACAACAACAACAACAACAACAACAGAAGAAGAAAAAGAAGGAAAAGUUAUCUGCCUUGUGUAAAACUCCUCCUUCAGUGGUUAGAACUAGAAAUGGAAGAGACUAUAGAAGAGGAUUGUUCUUGGGAGAAGGUGGAUUUGCCAGAUGUUUCCAGAUGAAGGAUUCAAAUGGACAGAUCUACGCUGCCAAAACCGUCGCCAAAGCUUCCAUCAAAAACGAAAAAACCAAGACCAAGUUGUUAUCUGAGAUCAAAAUCCACAAGUCAUUGAAGCAUUCUAAUAUUGUCAAUUUUAUCGACUGUUUUGAAGACGAUGUCAACGUCUAUAUCUUGUUAGAAAUAUGCCCCAACCAAUCCUUGAUGGAAUUGUUAAAAGCCAGGAAGAGAUUGACAGAGCCCGAAGUCAGAUUAUUUAUGGUUCAAAUCAUUGGGGCCGUCAAGUAUUUGCACGAGAGAAGAGUUAUCCACAGAGAUUUGAAAUUAGGAAACAUUUUCUUUGACCCCAACAUGAACUUGAAGAUCGGUGACUUUGGCUUGGCUUCCGUAUUGGAGAGCUUCGACUCCAGAAAAUUCACCAUUUGUGGUACUCCAAAUUAUAUUGCACCUGAAGUGUUAGGUGGUAAGGCCAAUGGAGGACACUCGUUUGAAGUUGAUAUCUGGGCCAUUGGUAUUAUGAUGUACGCUUUGUUAAUCGGUAAGCCUCCUUUCCAAGCCAAGGACGUCCAAAUCAUCUACGAAAGAAUUAAGAAAUCAGAAUACAGUUUCCCUAUUGAUAAGCCAAUUAGUGCUGAGGCCAAGGUUUUGAUUCAAGAUUUAUUAGAUGUCAACCCGUUACGAAGACCAACCAUAGAUGAGAUUUUAAGUUACGACUGGUUCAAAGGUGCUUUCCCUGACAAAACUCAAGAAACCACCUUAACAAAAGAACCUGAAGGGUUGACAAUGAUUUCUAAGAACCAAAGUGCAAUGAACUUCAAGAACAUGAAGGUUAACUGUGGUAUAUACACGCCAAAGACGAAGAACCCGGUGGAGAUCUUGAAGACUGAUUUACAGAGUGAAGAGUCCCAAAUGGUUCUUCCAAGAAGCUUGUCACCUAACGACACUAAGUUUAAAUACAAGGAAGUUGAUCCUACGAUGUUAACCAAAAAGAGAUUCCAAUUCAAUUCAAACUUCUCCAACUCGGUAUUGGACUUGGACAAGACCUGCCACACUACCUACGUUAACAUGUGCAAGUUGGAAACGCUCGUGGAUUCAAAGCUUGAUACCAUGACGUUACCUAGUUGCGAAAAUCCAACUUUGAUUAGUAAAUGGGUUGACUACUCCAAUAAGUACGGCUUCAGUUACCAGUUAAACAACAAUGAUAUUGGGGUGUUGUUCAAUGAUGGAAACACCAUUUUGAAGAUGACCAAUAACGAGAAGUUCUUGGAAUUGUUGUUACAUGAGCAAGAAGGUUGGACAUGUAUCGAAAAUUCCAUCUACAAUGCUCCUUCGAAGUGUAAAAAGCAGUUGGAAAUCGUCGACUUCUUUGCCAAGUACAUGAACUCCAACUUGUCUAAAGUGAGUGACGUGGAAGAACGUAAGGAAAUAGUGUUUUUGAGACGGUACACCAGAACCAGCGAUUUCAUUAUGUUCGAAAUGACCAACGGCAGCUUUCAAUUCAAUUUCAAAGACCACCAUAAGUUGGUUGUGUCGAAGAACGGAUUGGCCAUCACUCAUAUCUCCCCCACUAGAAUCACCCAGACGCAUCCGUUGAUCUUGAUCUUAAAACAGGGAAACUUCCCGUCGGUAAGCAUUCCAGAUUGUAUGGAAAAGAUCGAGAUCAUCAAGCAGGCUAUUCGGGAAAAAGCAUUUGUGUAAUUGUAUUAUAGAAUUAAUAUACCAUGGAAAGAAGCUAAUUCAGAAGAGAACACAGAACAUGAAAAAUUCAUAGUAGAGUGGUAGUGUGAACAAUUCAUUAUUAAAUAUGCAUUCAUUAUCUAAUGUACAAUAAGGACAAACAAACCUAGUAGUCGUCGUUGUCGUUCAAUAAAGACUUCAAUGCCCAUUCGUCUUUGAACUUAUUCUUAAUCAAGUCUAACUCUCCAAUCAAAUUCGUACAAGCGUUUCUUAAUGCUUCCUUGGGAGUGUAGUUAUCUUCGGUUUGUAUUCUGAGCACAAAGUUGGCAAAAAGUGGAUGUUCAACUUUGUAGGCAGCAAAUAACACUCUUUCAUCUUUUAAAAGUUGAGCUCUUAAUAGGUUAGCCAAAGUAUGGUCUUCUUUUUCGAUCUUUAUGAUAGCAGCAUUGGGUACUUUUGUAUCCGGGGUGAUUUUGAUCUUGUCUACACCAUCCGGUAAGAUGAACAAUUCGAAUCUAUCUGGAGCAUUCAUGAUAUGGAUGUUAAUAGCGGCUCAAGGUAUUUUUUUC
This is a messenger RNA of Yamadazyma tenuis ATCC 10573, 2841 nucleotides long. NCBI's taxonomy places the organism in Eukaryota, Fungi, Ascomycota, Pichiomycetes, Serinales, Debaryomycetaceae. The record is from RefSeq and is a predicted model, not a curated record.